Medicago truncatula (barrel medic) is the source of this 2305-nucleotide messenger RNA. RefSeq lists its product as uncharacterized. The record is from RefSeq and is a predicted model, not a curated record. The transcript has 6 exons. The coding region runs from base 418 to 1644 and encodes 408 amino acids. NCBI's taxonomy places the organism in Eukaryota, Viridiplantae, Streptophyta, Magnoliopsida, Fabales, Fabaceae.
ACUAAGUGAUUUGAACUUACUUAAAUUGAAUAAUCUCUUCCUUUUCCCUCUCUUUUAAAAUUACCCAUUUACCCUUCAUCCCUACCCUUCUACCUCCACUGUCCUCCAACAACAACAAUAACAACGACCAGAUCCAUUUUCUGACUCUCUCCACGUUCCCCCCCUCUUUUUUAUUUAACUAACACCCACUUCACUUUCAAUUUCUCUCUUUCCAAUUCAAUUCUAGUAACCCUAAACCCCCAAUUUUCACAAACCCUAAAAUCUCCAAUUCUCCAUAGAUCCUCUUCUUUCCCAUCGAAUUUUCCAAUAUUUUCAACACCGUUGACCACACUCGAGGUUUAUCCAAAUACCCAUUUCAUAAAGUUCCGUUUUUUUUUUUUCAUCUGGGUCGUUUUUUUUUAUUCACGCACCCUAGGAAUGUUGGGUACUGCUAUGAACUUUUCGCGCGGUCGUGGUGAGGAUCGGUUUUAUAAUCCACCACAAGCUCGUAGGGCGUUACAUACAGCAGAGAAUGAUAGAAUUCGUAGAGCUCACAGCGAUGUUACGCCGAGUCGGUCGUCGUCGGCGGUAAGAGAAAAAUCGGUGGAUUCGGUUGAGAAGAAAUUAGAGAACCGGGUUGGGUCUGAAGAGACCAAGAAAGUAGUUGCAGUUCCGUCGUGUGAACCGGAGGUUAAGCGGUUGAGUAAUUUGGAACGGUUUUUGGAAUCAAUUACACCUUCUGUUCCUGCUCAGCAUCUCUCUAAGAGAUCUGCGAGAAGCUUCAGGACGUGCAAUGAGGAGGUUCCGCCUUACUUUGUUCUUGGUGAUUUGUGGGAAUCGUUCAGGGAAUGGAGUGCUUACGGUGCUGGAGUGCCGCUUGUACUAAAUGACAAAGAUAGUGUUGUUCAAUACUACGUUCCUUAUCUUUCUGGAAUUCAAAUUUAUGUCCAGUCUACCAAGCCACCUGUAAAGUCAAGGCAACUAGGCGAGGACAGUGACAGUGAUUUCAGGGACUCAAGUAGUGAUGGUAGCAGUGAUUGUGAACCUAUUAGAGGAUAUAGGGAACAAAGGAAUCUUCCCCAUCUCUCGGAUGAGGUAUCUCAUUGGAUGGGUAGAUUAUCAGUGAGAAAUCAGCAUACUCCCCGGCAAGACGGCUUUUCUAGUGAUGAUGGUGAAUCUGUCAAUUCUCAGGGCUACUUGCUAUUUGAGUAUCUUGAACGGGACCCUCCUUACGGCCGUGAACCUUUGGCUGAUAAGAUAAUGGACCUUGCUUUUCGUUUCCCUCAACUUCUGACACUAAGAAGUUGUGAUAUACUAUCAUCAAGUUGGAUAUCUGUAGCAUGGUAUCCAAUUUACAGAAUCCCAAUGGGUCCAACAUUAAAAGAUCUUGAUGCUUGCUUUCUGACAUACCAUUCUCUUUAUACACCUUUGGGAGGUUCACAAAGAGCCCAUGCUCCUGUACCUUCAUAUCCAACCGAGAUUGACGGUGUCCCAAAAAUGUCUUUACCUGUUUUUGGUCUUGCUUCAUAUAAGUUCAAGGGACCUCUGUGGACUCCAAGUGGUGGAUACGAGCGCCAAUUAUCCAACUCUCUUUUACAGAAUGCUGAUAAGUGGUUAAGACUGCUUCAGGUCAGUCACCCAGAUUUCCUGUUUUUCAGCCGAUAAUGGCGUUAAGGUGCCUGUAACCAUUUCCCUUAAGCCAUUUAAGUAUCGGUCCUACUAUUUGCCAAUACCUUCUUAGAUGUUGUACUUUAUGAAGUCAGAAUUAAUCACCUUUUUGACAUAAUGGUAAAAGAAAAGGCGUAAAAAAUGUUAAGUCUCUCCUUUGUAAUUUCCUGCUGUAAUAAGCGAAAGAAUCAGGAGAGUAUAAUGGUAAUAAAGCAGCAAAGCUCUAGACCAGCUGCAGUUUUUAAAGGGUAUUUCAGAAUGAGUUGAUGGUGGAUGUACAGAUUUAAGAGAAGCUUCGCAAGUGGUGGCUGAUGUUUGUUGUGAGGUUGUUUUGUUUGCUAACAUCGACGACGAGUCCUACAUCGGUUGUUUCUUCUUUUCCAAAUAUGUUUAUGUUGGUACUAUGGUUUUGUUAAACAGAACAGGCUGCUUUUUUAAUGUCCAGCUGAUCACCAUGUAGUAGUUUUUAAUUUAUUGGGGGAAUUUUGCUCCAAUGCAUGUGGUGUUACUGUUUAGUGUACGUAACUCAUGCUUGAAUUUCCCCAAAUCUGUAUUUGAAUUACUAUAGUUACGUUUUGUUAGUCUUAUUACUUGUAGUAGAACUCUUUUGUUGAGUUUUCAUAUCAAUGAAAUUGUUUUUUUUUGGAGGGAAUAUCAA